AUGCUGGCAUUGUUGAAGCACCGUAUGCAGAGUCUACAGCCUGGGCAUGGCAGUAACACACACUUCAGAAGAGCUUUCGUCAAUGAAUUGCAAAGCGAACUUGAAGAAAUAUACCAAGUCAUGUCAUCAGGAAAAUCCCCAACCCUCCUCCAGCAAGCCCGAGAACGACUCUCCGCCAUAACGGACAGCAUUGCCGGCCAGCCUCACUUUACAUUCCCCGCCUUCGAUCAACUUCCCAAAGUCGCCGGUCAACCUCAAGGUUGCGCGUGGGGACUGUUCGACAAGCCUGGAAGUAAAGAUGAACUCGGGACAUUGAAUCUCCUUACACCAGAUUUGGUCCGGCAGGCUGCAUCGCAGGAAAUUCGGACCGGACAGCAUGUCCAGCUUGAUUGGUGUUUGUCGGAGAAUGUCGAGUUUCCUGGGUUUGGGAGGAGGAAGUUUGAGCAUACUGUACUGGACUCGAAGGCCGCUACGAAAGGUGCACAUACUGGACUAGAUGACGAGAUUCGAAUGAAUACGCAGAGUGGAAGUCAAUGGGAUAGUCUGAAGCAUUUCGGGCAUCAGAAGUCAGGCUUAUACUAUAACGGACUCUCGCACGAAGAAGCACUAAAGAGUCCCAGGAACGGCAUCCACAACUGGUGCGAACGAGGCGGCAUCGUCGGCCGCGGAGUUCUCGUCGACUGGCUGAGUUGGUACGAGAAGACCCACGGCGAUCCACCAUCGGCAGUAUCACGUCACGAGAUUCCCGUCUCCGAGCUCGACGAGACGCUCAAAUGGCAGGGAACCACGAUUCGGCCUGGGGAUAUUCUGCUCAUUCGCAGCGGCUAUACCAGAUGGCACAACUAUGCCUCUCCGGCGGAACGGAAGCGAGGCACGCAAGAAAAUGCCGUUGCGAUUGGUGUUCAGAACAACGAGGAGACCGUCCGGUGGUUGUAUGAUCAUCACUUCGCUGCUGUGGCGGGAGACACUAUUGCUUUCGAGGCCUGGCCGCCGCCUAUGGAGUCGGGUUGGUGUUUGCAUGAGUGGCUGCUCGUGCAAUGGGGUUGCCCGAUCGGAGAAUUGUGGAAUCUGGAGGAAUUGAGCAAGCUCUGUGAGAAGGAGAAGAGGUAUUCGUUCUUCCUGACCUCAGCUCCGUUGAACGUCAAGGGCGGAGUGGGCUCUCCACCCGGUGUGAUCGCUAUUCUUUGA
Messenger RNA from Zymoseptoria tritici IPO323, 1188 nucleotides. RefSeq lists its product as uncharacterized. NCBI's taxonomy places the organism in Eukaryota, Fungi, Ascomycota, Dothideomycetes, Mycosphaerellales, Mycosphaerellaceae. Gene Ontology annotation, molecular function: arylformamidase activity. The transcript is spliced from 4 exons. Bases 1 to 1188 code for a protein of 395 amino acids. The record is from RefSeq and is a predicted model, not a curated record.